Messenger RNA from Lachancea nothofagi CBS 11611, 1047 nucleotides. The record is from the annotation of a GenBank genome assembly. NCBI's taxonomy places the organism in Eukaryota, Fungi, Ascomycota, Saccharomycetes, Saccharomycetales, Saccharomycetaceae.
AUGAAGUUUCCAAUAUUGGCCAAUAAGGGCUUUGUUGAAGCUGUCGGGAACACACCAUUGAUCAAACUAAACAGGGUAUCUAAAGAAAUUGGCAGAAACGUUUAUGGAAAAGCUGAAUUUCAGAACCCUGGCGGCUCGGUCAAAGAUCGUGCUGCCUUGUAUCUAAUCGAGCAAGCCGAGAAAUCUGGACAAAUUGAUCCGACCCGUACGGCUACCAUCGUCGAAGGUUCUGCCGGAAACACUGCCAUAGGUUUGGCACACAUCGCUAGAUCGAAGGGUUACAAAUCUAUAUUUUACAUGCCCAACACCCAAUCCGCGGCGAAGGUUAACCUGCUCAAAUAUUUGGGUGCGGAAGUCUACCCAGUGCCAGUAUGUCCCCUAUCCGAUCCUUUGAACUUUAACAACAGAGCCCGGGACCAUGCCCAGCGUCUUGAUAAUGCUGUAUGGACAGAUCAGUUCGACAACCCAGCCAACUGGCAGUCACACUAUGCUACUACUGGUCCCGAAAUUUUACAGCAGCUCCAAAGCGGCGGCCUUUCGUGUGAUGCCUUCACAUGUUCAACAGGUACUGGCGGCACGUUUACGGGGGUAGCUAAAUAUUUGAAGGAGGCUACUGAUAAUAAGGCAAAAAUGGUAGUUGCUGAUCCACCGGGGUCUGUAAUUUACUCGUAUGUCAAAACCGGUGAAAUGAAUCGAGAAGGAUCAUCUUUUACUGAAGGAAUUGGCCAAGGUCGCAUUACUCAAAACUUAAGGCAAUCUCUGGAUUUAGUUGACGAUGCAGUUUCCAUUCCUGACGAGGAAAGUAUUGUUAUGUUAUUCAGACUCCUAGAUGAAGAAGGGCUUUUCAUCGGGGGUACCACGGCUUUGAACGUUGUGGCAGCUUGUAAAGUUGCAAAAACUUUACCAGAGAACAGUAAUGUGGUCACUAUCUUGUGUGACAGUGGACAUAAAUAUGCUGACAGAGUUUUUUCAAAGAAGUGGCUACAGGAUAAGAAGCUGUACGACUGCAUUCCGGAAGCUCUGAAAAAGUAUGCAAUCCUUGAAUGA